Tricharina praecox is the source of this 1959-nucleotide messenger RNA. Its product is annotated as Homogentisate 1,2-dioxygenase. The transcript has 5 exons. NCBI's taxonomy places the organism in Eukaryota, Fungi, Ascomycota, Pezizomycetes, Pezizales, Pyronemataceae. Gene Ontology annotation, biological process: L-phenylalanine catabolic process. Gene Ontology annotation, cellular component: cytoplasm. The record is from RefSeq and is a predicted model, not a curated record. Gene Ontology annotation, molecular function: homogentisate 1,2-dioxygenase activity. Bases 411 to 1892 code for a protein of 493 amino acids.
CCAUCCCAGAUCCACCAGCUACCCCACAUCAUCACCAAGAACUGACCAAGAGCUAUGCAGGGACGUUGCGCACCGACACGACCUGUUCGCGCGGCCGACAGCUACUUCCGUACACAUUGUGAUUUGUGAGCUCGCUUGCACGUCAGCCGUCAGUCAGCGUACCAUAGAUCCGAUGACCAAAUCGGAUUGCACUGAUCGGAUGUGGGGACGACCAAAGAGCUCCGAUGAACCCCACAAAAGUUACAGGGACAACGGCCGCGGUGUCGUCUUCGGUAGUCUCCUAAGUUCUUAUAAGGAGUAGAGCCAGAGGUGCUCUCGAAGAAGUCGAAUAGUCACCGUACCCGCUCUUAACAGCCCGCCAGCCCGCCAGCCCGACAGCACAAUAGUUAUUCAACAUACCGAACGAGACGAUGGCGACCACCGAAGACUACCAGAGCAUCUUCCACUGGGCGGAGACCCAGAAGGAUGGCGACAUUCCAUCGUUCAAGACGCGCAAGAAUGAUCCCUACACGUACCAAUCGGGCUUCGGAAAUACAUUCGAGUCCGAGGCGAUUCCCGGUACGCUCCCGUAUGGCCAGAGCAAUCCCCGCAAAGUGCGAUUCGGCCUCUACGCCGAGCAGAUGACGGCUACAGCCUUUGUUGCUCCCCGCGCCCACAACAAGAAUGCAUACCUCUACCGCGUGCGGCCAGCUGUGGCUCACCAAGGAUUCACCGAUAUGCCCGACAACAAAGACACCGAGUCUUGCUUCCUCCCAUUGAACCCCAAGAUCCACGUCUCGCCUACCCAGCUGGCAUGGCUUCCCUUCGAGCUCCCCAAAGACACAGAGAAGGUCGACUUCAUCGACGGCCUCAAGACUCUCGCCGGUUCCGGCGACCCGACUCUCCGAGACGGUAUCGCCACCCACGUCUACUGCGCCAACACCUCGAUGAACAAACGUGCAUUCGUGAACUCGGACGGCGAUUUCCUCAUCGUUCCGCAGCAAGGAGCGCUCGAUAUCCAGACCGAGUUCGGCCCUCUCUACGUGCAGCCGGGUGAGAUCGUCGUCAUCCAGCGGGGCCAGCGUUUCCGCAUCGACCUACCCGACGGCCCGUCGCGCGGCUACAUCCUCGAGGUGUGGGGCUCCAACUUCGACCUUCCCGAACUCGGCCCGCUCGGCGCCAACGGCCUCGCCAACAAGCGCGACUUCCUGACUCCAAUGGCGGCAUUCGAGAUCAUCGAGGAGCAGUGGAAUGUCGUGUACAAGCUCGGCGGCAAGUUUUUCCAGAGCGUGCAGCAGCACUCGCCCUUCGACGUCGUGGCCUGGCAUGGAAACUACGUCCCGUACAAAUACGACCUGACCAAGUUCGUCAACGUCGGCUCUAUCUCGGUCGACCACAUCGACCCGUCCAUUUUCUGUGUUCUCACGGCACCCUCGCGGGAUCCCACCGCGCCGCUCGCCGACUUCCUCAUCUUCUCGCCACGCUGGGACGUCGCGUCGCAGACCUACCGCCCGCCGUACUACCACCGCAACUCCGCCUCGGAGCUCAUGGGGCUGAUCUACGGCAACUACGGCGGCCGCAGCGACAGCUUCCAGCCGGGCGGUGUGAGCUUCGAGUCCGGCUUCGUACCGCACGGAGUUAGCUACCCGGAGUGGAAGAAGGCCAGCGAGACGGCCCCGCCAGAGAUGAAGAUCAGCGAGGGUGCCAUCGCGAUCAUGUUUGAGAGCUGCCGCGCUUUCACUAUCACCGAUUGGGCGUGGAACAGCGAGAAGAAGCAUGAGCAUGAUCCCACCAUGUGGGAUGACCUGGUGGCGCCACAGCUGGAGCUGCUGAAGAAAUUGCAGGUCGAGCAUAAGAGGAAGUAUGUGGGAACCGCGAGGAAGGGGUUGGGGUCUGGCGAAUGCGUCGUUUGAUUUUUUCAAUUUUCUGUUAUGAUUGUAUGGUUUACGAUUGGGGAAAGUUUGAAACUCUUGCUACCUA